Messenger RNA from Elaeis guineensis (African oil palm), 980 nucleotides. RefSeq lists its product as uncharacterized. The record is from RefSeq and is a predicted model, not a curated record. Lineage: Eukaryota; Viridiplantae; Streptophyta; Magnoliopsida; Arecales; Arecaceae.
GUGCCAACCUUGCUUUCACUACCAUCCUUUUCUUUUUACCAACAACCAUCCUCUCUCUCUCUCUCUCUCUCUCUCCUCCAAUAUUGCUCAUCUCUUCCUCUAGCUAGCAGCAUGAAUGUCUAUGGAGAAGAACUCCCAACCUGCUAUUUCCACCCAAGGCAAAUCGUUGUGGGGAUUUGUUCCCUUUGCCUGAGAGAGAGGCUCCUGAUCUUGGCCGCAAAAGAAGGCCACCAACACCAGGCCAAAGACACCCACAGAUCUCUCCAAGUUCUCAAAGGGAAACUCACCAUUCAUCUUCCUAGAUUCUAUGUUCUGAGCUCAAUCCUCAGAUUCCGGCAUCGGAGAACAAACGACAGUUUCAACGAAGGCUCCUUCACCAGUCAAGAUUCAUUCAUGUCCAUCAGGUUCGACGAUGACCAGCAUGGACCUGAGGAUCAUGAAAUAUCGAGCGUGAAGGCUUCUUCCAAGCUUUUCGACUCCACCCCCAGCCACCAGGCCAUGCCAAUCCGGCACCAGGAAGGAGGAAGUGCGGUGGAGUAUGCGAAACAACCUGGUAUACCAAGGUGGCGCAAGCGGAUUGGCCGCCUGUUCAAGCUUGCGAGGUGGAAGAUGGCGACUGGUUAGGCCGGGCACGUGGAAGGAGAUGACUGAAGGGAGGAAGGGUUGGAUUUAGGAGGAGGACCACCACGGAGAAGGGAGGAGGAAGGUGGAGGCGGUAAAAGAGAUGGAAUAAGCUUCCACCGUGACUAAAACAUUUAAUGCUCUUUCUGUUGCCAAUGGUCCAUGUAAUUAAAUGUAUGGGGAAUUAAGAUGAACUUGAUUGGUAAUUAAGUUACUGCGCUGGCAGAUUGCAAGAUAUAUAGAUGUGUUUUUGAAAUUCUAAUUUAGAUUUUGACGAGGUUCUGGGAUAUUAUUGUAGUUUUGAUGGUAAUGCAACCAGAACUUUAUAGCUAGAGAUAGCUUGCAGAUUUUUAUUGACA